AUGGCCGCACAAGACGGUGUAGUGAGUAGCACCGUGAAUCACGAAGGCAAUGAGGAUCAGGAUUCGGCUGCUAGCUCACAACAAUCGAUCAAGAAUUCACUCUGCUUUAUCUUGGACAAUGAAGUUGUAACUAGCAAGCGUACCAGUAGUAUCGAUCAACUGGAUGGAGUUGAUGAAUCGACCGAUGCCAAACGUAACAGAUCGUUGGUAUCCGCUAACAAUAUCAGUAGUUUAUUGGCGCCGGUCGCCUCAAUUGUCGAUGAAAAGGCAGCACAGAACACUAAUGUAACAACUCCGCCGUCGGAACGAAAGGCUAGCAGAUACUGCAUUGUUGAAGGCUGCAAUAGCCGAGCCAAGCAUGCGCGACGCUGUUGGAAGCAUGGCGGUUCGGUGAAAUGCAAGAUUGUUGAGUGUCAGAAUCGCGCCAAGUCCAAAGGCGUGUGCUGGUCACACGGGGGCGGAACAAUUUGCAGUUCAGAUCAGUGCUUGAAAAUCGCUGUGUCGAAUGGAGUCUGCUGGGCCCAUGGUGGAGGAAAGCGUUGUGUGACGCUGGGGUGCUUUCGGCCCGCGUUUGAGCGGACAGGGAAUUUGUGCCCGAUGCACUACAACGCGGGCUCAUCCACUAAGUCUGCACCAUCUUAA
Peronospora farinosa is the source of this 642-nucleotide messenger RNA. The record is from the annotation of a GenBank genome assembly. Lineage: Eukaryota; Oomycota; Peronosporomycetes; Peronosporales; Peronosporaceae.